UUUUACUUUGCUUUGCUUUUCUCGAUAGAAUCGAGAGAAAUCAGCCAUGGCGGACAAACCACAAGAAAAAGUAAAACGCAAAUUCCGCCAGCCAGUUGGGGUUGGGAGAAUCGAGAACCAAAAACAAACUCUCCCACUCCGUCUCUCACACAACAACAACAACUGCAUCAACAACAUCAACAAGCGGUGGGUGAAUCAAUCAACAAGCAUGACGCCACAGUCGCACAAAAAUGUCACCCCAAAAUAUGGGGAGAAGAGAAGACGAGUAAAGAUCCCCAUUGAUUUCUUCAACAACGACAUCGAGCUCGCACCCCUUCCCACCAAUGGAUUCCUUCCUUAUUUUUUUCCCCCAAAACAACACUUCCAACUCUCUACAAUUCCCCACUUUCAUUUUAUUCACCCAAUUCUCCCUCGUUGUCGUCGCUCCUUCUCCCAAUUUCUCGUCCCCUCAAUGUGGGUAUUAAUCGAUUCGGAGUAAUCGUCGCUAUUGGUUAUCUGAAUCUGAGCCAAUUUUUGGAAGAUGCUAGGAGGAGGAACUAAUGGAAGUUCGAAUUUCCCCGGUUUAUCGGAGGCAAACGGUUUCCAUUUCGACAAUAAUUCUAUGCCUCAACUCGGAUAUUCACUCCAAGCGCCGACACAGUGUGUUGUUGAUACUGGCGCCGGAAACUACAAUGGAAACGGACAAAUGCCGUGCAAUGGCUUUUUUCGGGACGAAACAGGCGGCCAUUUAAAAGAAGUUCUAAAUCCAAAUCCCGUAUCAACAGGACUCAAACUUUCUUGCAACACAGACCACAAUUUACCAGUCUCUCUAAAUCCGCAACUCAAUCUUGGCCCCGAGCUUUCCAUUAGUAGAGCUACGCCAACAGAGAUUGAUCGGCAGGUGCAAGAACUCCUCCACUGCGCUAAAACUCAGCAGGAAGAGAAAAUCUUGACGGGCAUACGGGAGAUAAACCAGCGACACACGAUGUCUGUGCUCAAAGGCCUGGAAGAAAUCGUCUACAAAAAAUUAUGCGAGAAAGAGGAGAAUAUCGAGAGCAUUAAUAAGAAAAACAAGGAGCUCGAGGAGAGGAUAAAGCAGGUCGCCAUGGAAGCACAGUCGUGGCGCUUCCGAGCGAAGCAGAGUGAAUCUGUGGUGAAUGUUCUAAGGAGCAAUCUUGAGCAGAUUGCGGCGCAGGGGACCUGUCCAGCUCCUGAAGGUUGCGGGGACAGCGAGGUUGAUGAUGAUGCAGUAUCGAACUACUCGGGUCGAGCCCUGCCGAAAUGCAGGGCGUGCAACGGUAAAGAUGUGUCUGUCUUAAUCUUGCCUUGCCGGCACUUGAGCCUCUGCUCGGAUUGCGAAUGCUAUGUCGCCGUUUGCCCCGUCUGCCGGCUGGUGAAGACGGAUACUGUUAAUGUGUCCGUGUAAUCGUAUCGACGCUGUAAUUUUUAUUUUUUCUGUUUUAUGUGUACUCCCGUGAACCCUUUGUUAAGGUAUACAUUUUAUUAUUUUCGUUCGCCGAACA
Messenger RNA from Andrographis paniculata, 1502 nucleotides. RefSeq names its product probable BOI-related E3 ubiquitin-protein ligase 2. Lineage: Eukaryota; Viridiplantae; Streptophyta; Magnoliopsida; Lamiales; Acanthaceae. Gene Ontology annotation, molecular function: ubiquitin-protein transferase activity. The record is from RefSeq and is a predicted model, not a curated record. The transcript has 4 exons. Bases 521 to 1405 code for a protein of 294 amino acids.